Mesorhabditis belari is the source of this 351-nucleotide messenger RNA. Lineage: Eukaryota; Metazoa; Nematoda; Chromadorea; Rhabditida; Rhabditidae. The record is from the annotation of a GenBank genome assembly.
AUGGCGAUGAUCAAACCCCGCUCGGAGAUGACUCAAGAAGAGUUGAUGGAACAAGAAGAGAAGGAAUUCACCGUCGGUCCGCUCUCCAUUUUGACACAGGCUGUCAAAAACAACUCACAGGUGUUGAUCAACUGCAGAAACAACAAGAAGUUGCUUGGUCGUGUGAAGGCUUUUGACAGGCACUUCAACAUGGUGCUCGAGAACGUGAAGGAAAUGUGGACGGAACUGCCGAAGACCGGAAAAGGAAAAAAGAAGGCCAAGCCCGUCGCUCGUGAUCGUUUCAUUUCUAAGAUGUUUCUCCGUGGCGACUCGGUGAUUCUCGUGCUGAAGAACCCGCUUGCUCAGCCAGAG